UCAAACAAAUGUCCUAAACAAAUUCAACAAGACGGCUAAAGGGAAAAAGGACAAGCAAGGCUAAAGAAUUUGAAAGCAUGCAAAGAAAAGUAACAGAUCUUAUGGGAAUGAAAGGCACAAUAUGAAAUUAAAAUACAAUAGAGGCUGCUCGGCUGGCCCUACUUAGGGUUUUCAGGAAACAUGGACGUGGCGGUGGUAGUUGGAGUCUAAGGACUCUUGCGACGGUCUCCGGGUGUCCUCUGAGAGGAGAAAGGAGGAUGUCACUGGAGUCAUCGUCUUCCUCUUUGCUGCUACUCUCCAUCCCUUCUCCCUUACCCUCAGUACCAGACAGUAUUACUAACACUUCCCCUCCCCCAAUGUCUUACAUCACUUCCCAGGAGAUGAAGUGUAUUCUGCACUGGUUUGCUAGUUGGUCCGGUCCCCAGCGUGAACGUUUCCUACAGGACCUGGUAGCUAAGGCAGUGCCAGCAAAAUUACAGCCACUGCUGGAUGGUCUGGAGCAACUUAGUGUGUCUGGGGCAAACCGACCGCCUUGUAUCUUUGAGUGCCAGCUGCGUCUUUGGGAUCAGUGGUUUCAAGGUUGGGCUGAGCAGGAGCGCAACGAAUUUGUCAAGCAACUGGAGGUCAGUGAACCAGAAUUUGUGGCAAAGUUUUACCAAGCAGUGGCUGCUACAGCUGGGAAGGACUGAUAGGCAUUAAAAUCAAAGAGAAGAAUAACCACAGCUGAUGGAGUUGAGGCCAUGACCUUACAAUGAGAACUCAAUUCAGAUGUGCCACUUGAAGAUCUGGACAUGGUAACCUGAUCAUCUGACUGAACUCACCGACUAGCACACGCAAGAUUAUUUUAAAGUUAAUAGCAUAUCAACUGAACUCCUAUUGUACAUGUUUUCCACCUAAGAAAAUCGAGAUCAUCAGUGUGCCUCUUAGCUUGCUGCUUUCCAAGAGAUGUCAAACACUCAAGAAUCUGAUGGCUUCUUUUGCAGCGCUAGCCAAAAGGAACCAAAGCAUUGUGCAAGUUUUGCCCUGCUGCUGGCCUAUGAGGGAUAUAAAGUAGAACCCUCCUAUCCCAGAAACAAGAAAGAAUAAGGAUAAUAGAAUGUCAUGUUUGUAUAGUUUAGCUUGAUUCAGAUGGCUGGUUUCACCACCCUUACCAGAUUCUGGCAUAACUGUGAUAUUUCAAUGACUAGCUUUCCCAGUUAUGAUUUAAUAAAAUUAUGGAAAGUCAGGAGAGAGAGAUAAUUAGUUACUCCCUCCUCCACUGAUGUUUGUUUGAAUCCAAAGAGCAGUGACUUUUUUUCUAAAGCAUAUGUGAUAUCCUUACUGUUCCUAUACUCUUAACUUUGCUCUACAGUAAUAUGAAAACACUCUUUUAUGGAUUGGGGGUUUAUUUUAUUUUUAUUUUAUUUUUUUGUAUCAAAAUAAAUGGAUUUUCAGAA
Choloepus didactylus (southern two-toed sloth) is the source of this 1436-nucleotide messenger RNA. RefSeq lists its product as uncharacterized. The record is from RefSeq and is a predicted model, not a curated record. Bases 258 to 689 code for a protein of 143 amino acids. NCBI's taxonomy places the organism in Eukaryota, Metazoa, Chordata, Mammalia, Pilosa, Megalonychidae. The transcript has a single exon.